AUGUUCCUGUUUGCCCUCGCAGUGGCAGCGGCUAUUUGCGUGUUCCAGCUUGCUCACUCUCUCCAGAGAAAGAAAUCUGUCCGACGGCGAAAUGAUGAAGAAGCAGCUCGGUUGGGAUGCAGCCCCGCUUGCGUGAUGCCCACCAAGGGGUUCUUGGGGUUCGGCCGGCUUGUUGAGAGUGUCAAGGCCACCAAGGCCGACAGAGGUCCCCAGUACGUCGUCGAGGCCAUCGACCAGGAGAUGGGCAAAGAUGUGCACACCUGUGUGGUCCCGAUUGCCGACUACGAGCUUAUCGUGACCCGCGAUCCCGCCAACGUCCAGGCCAUGCUCGCCAGCAAGGCCCCCGACUGGGAUGUUGGGGAGCAGAGAAAUGCUAGUUGGAAACCGCUUUUUGGCUCCGGCGUCUUCACCAGUAGAGGCGAAGCCUGGAAGCACUCCCGUGCUCUGGUGCGACCUCAGUUCACCAAAGACCAGAUCAACGACCUUGCUUUGAUCGAGCGCCAUGUCCAGCAGUUGUUCUCUGCCAUUGACAGAUCAUACGGAGCCGGUGAGAAGGGAUGGACCGCCAGUUUCGACCUGCAGCCCCUUUUUUACAACAUGACCCUGGACAUCACCACCGAGCUUAUUUAUGGGUACUCGGUUCAUUCUCAGAACCCAUCGGAGCGGGUUGAGUUGCCCGUUAUCCCUGGGUAUGAACCUCCCGACCGGGAGAAUAUCGGCACCCACAUGGACGCCGGGAAGGCCUGGGUAGAGACACGAGGAGCCCUCUGGAAAUACCGCUGGCUGCUGCCGACCAGGGAGUUCAACGCCCACUGCGCAGCUGUGCAUAAAUACGCCGAGUGGUUUGUGCAGUUGAGGCUCCAGCGCGGAGACAAGUAUUUGGCCGGGAUUCAGUCCGAGACUGGGCUCACCUCCCCGGGUCGCUACAUCCUCUUAGAUGAGCUUGCAAAGCUAACACAGGACCCCGUUGAGCUGCGCAGCCAGACACUCAACAUCCUUACUGCCGGUCGAGACACCACAGCUUCCCUAAUUGGAUGGGUUUUCUACUUCCUGGCACGCCAUCAGGUUGUCUUCAACAAGCUGCGAGAGCAAAUUCUACAACAGUUUGGUCCAUACCACCCAUCCCAACCGAGCGGCAUCGAGUUCAAAGAGCUGCGAGACUCCAUCCCAUACAUCAACUCGGUCGUCAAUGAGGCCCUUCGCAUGGCGCCUGUCAUCCCGCUCAAUGAAAGAGUAGCCGUCCGGGACACGGUUUUGCCGCGGGGCGGCGGGGACGACGGCAACGACCCCAUGUUUGUGCCGAAGGGAACGCAGGUCCUCAUCCCAACUUACGCCAUGACGAGGAGGGAUGAUAUCUGGGGCCCUGACGUGAAUCAAUUCCGACCUGAAAGGUGGGAGGAGAAUGGAGGCCGCAAAUUCGGCUUCGAGUUCAUUCCAUUUGGCGGCGGUAUCCGUCAGUGUUUGGGUCAACAAUUUGCGCGAACGAAAACCGCAUAUGUUAUUGUGAGAUUACUGCAGCGAUACGACAAGAUCGAGAACGCGCAAGAGCCAGCCGAUGCCCCUAUGAGGUUCCACCAUACCAUCGAAAACAGAAGCGGGAGCGGUGUGCAGGUCAGGCUGCACGAGGCAUGA
Molecule: messenger RNA, 1632 nt
Organism: Podospora pseudocomata
Lineage: Eukaryota; Fungi; Ascomycota; Sordariomycetes; Sordariales; Podosporaceae
Exons: 2
Coding region: 1-1632 (543 amino acids)
Molecular function (GO): oxidoreductase activity, acting on paired donors, with incorporation or reduction of molecular oxygen; heme binding; monooxygenase activity
Source: RefSeq, a predicted model, not a curated record